AAGCAUCAAACAUAAACAAAAACUCGAAACAACUCCAUCCAAUACUUAGACGCCCGAAGAAAAUGAGUUUCUUGAAGAAGGCAUGCGUUGGAACGUCGGGAAACGUCACACGUAGUACUCUGUCUUUCAGCGGAAUUGCACAGGUUGUCCGAAUUAAGGCCCAGCUGGGAGAACAGGCGGUAAACAAUUGCGAGAAAAAGGCCAUUGCUACUAUUGGUUCAAUUGAUUUAACCGUGCUCGAAAAUGUAUCCCCCAGCGCUUUUACAUGGAAAGUGAUGCAGGACAGAAUUCCUGCCAAGGAAAAUAUGAAGAAAAGGGGCCGGUCAACUGAUCCAGAACAGCUUGGACAAUAUGGACUACAUGCUAUAACUGGUGGGGGAUCCAAACUGCAUCUCAGAGAGGAGUAUGGUUGGCGGAACAGGAAGAUUCUCAACACAGUUGAGGUUGAUUCCCCAACCAAGGCAUUAGAGGUAAUAAAGGUCAGAUCGUGCGCUUGGAUAAAAGCUAAUCUACUGCAGAAUUUACCCUCUCCAAUAUGGUUCAAAACCCCCCGUGAGGAAUUUUCUUUGGAUUUGUGAUAGUUUACUUGGAGAUUGCUUAUUUUGAUCUAUUGUGAUAAGCUCCUGAAUGCUAUCUUCUAUAUAAUGGAUUGGAAAAUCCCAUAUGCUCCCUAAUAUGAUAUAGAGUUUUCUUUUGUUGAUAAAAAAAAUAAUAAUAAUAAUAAAUGUUGCUUUUACAA
Molecule: messenger RNA, 739 nt
Organism: Rubroshorea leprosula
Lineage: Eukaryota; Viridiplantae; Streptophyta; Magnoliopsida; Malvales; Dipterocarpaceae
Source: the annotation of a GenBank genome assembly